AUGUCUCCUGAUGAGCUGGUGUAUUUGGGAAUUCUUGCUGCCUCCAUUCCCGUUGGAUUCCUCUUCCGUUACCUCAGUCCUCCUGUGAAGCAGGGGGCAGCUCUUCUUCUGGGCCUCUCUAUCACCAUCACUACCUGUCACAUUCACACACUCCACUCUCUGGUGACGGUGAUUGGAACAUGGAUUAUUAUAAAGAGCAGCUGGCGGCAUGCCCCAGCACUGAGCCUCAGCUGGACCUUUCUCUACCUCCUCUUCUUCCGGAUGGUCACUUGGUUCGGGCUGCCACCACCGACGCCUUUUGCCAAUGCUGUCCAGCUACUUCUCACUCUCAAGAUGGUGAGUCUAGCCAAUGAGGUGCAAAGCUUCCACAUAGAGAAGAAAAAGGAAGUGAGCUCUUUUGCCAAGUCUCCUGUCAUUGGGGGUCUGUCGCAGGAGCCCUCUCUCUACGACAUUCUGUCCUAUAGCUACUGUUAUGUCGGUAUAAUGACCGGUCCGUUCUUCCGCUUCCAAACGUACUUUGACUGGUUGAGGCAGCCGAGCCCUCAGGCCCUGCCUGCAUGGGAGCCAUGCCUGCAGCGUCUGAAGCUGGUUCCCCUCUAUGGCGCUCUGUUCCUGGGCGUCAACUCCGUCUUUCCACUGGCUUACGUUCGCACAGAGGAGUUCCUGGAUGAAAACUUUUUCUUUCGGUUGUUCUACAUGAUAGCAGUAUUCUUCGUGUUCAGGAUGCGUUUCUAUGCAGCGUGGUGUGGAGCUGAGGCGGGUUGUAUCAGUGCCGGUCUGGGCUGCUAUCCAGAAAAGGCGCAGUCCAAACCCGGAGGAGGACCCACUGUCACCUACAGUCCCGACCCCACCGCUGAUGAGAAAUAUGACUUCAAAACCAUCCAGAACAUUGAUUGCUACAAUACCGACUUCUGUGUGAAGGUCCGUCAUGGCAUGCGUUACUGGAACAUGACGGUGCAGUGGUGGCUGCAUAACUACAUCUACCCCAAUUCCCCCUUCAAAGCCUACACUCUCAGGGCUGGCUGGACCAUGUUCAUCAGCGCCUACUGGCACGGACUACACGCCGGCUACUACCUCUCCUUCCUCACCAUCCCACUGUGCAUCGCAGCCGAGUCCGCCAUGGAGGCCUCCAUCCGAGCUAAACUGGGUCCCCGUGGACAGAACAUCUUCGACUGGGUUCACUGGUUCUUGAAGAUGAGGGCCUACGACUACAUGUGCAUGGGCUUCGUGCUGCUGAAGGCCUCUGACACCAUCCACUACUGGACAUCCAUCUACUUUAUCAUGCACAUCAUCGCCGUUUGCUGCAUAGUAGUCGGCAGGGCCCUGAAGGGAGGGAAAAGGGAAGGUAGGAGAGGGGACAAAGAGGAGAAAAGAGAGGGAGAGAGAGUAGAAAAUGUGAAAGAGAAAACCGGAGAAAAAACAGACUGAAUUGGAGGUACAGAAAAGAACUGGUUGGAUACUUUUUUGAAACAUGAGGGGGAGUUACUUCAAGAACAGAACUUUCAGAUUAAUCGCACCAACUCUCUCUCUCUCUUUCCCUCUUUCUAGCAACAAACAGGUCCAAUUAGAUUUCUUUUUGGGGGAAAUGUGAAAGUACAACCAGAUUUUUAUCCAAAAUGCAGUAAAUCAGAUGAAAGUGUGACAUGUAAAAUACAGUUUAAAAAGGUUACCACUGGAGACGUUGCUGUGUGUACUGUGAACACUGGGAGAGGCAUAUUUAAGCUCAAUGAAUGUUACUUUUAUAGUGUGAGUGGCAACUGGGGUGUAAAUAGGUAAUUCACUUCCCUCAUCUGUGCGUCUGUAUAACGUGUGCUUUUAAUUUCAAGACACCAUGCCCAGUUUAAGUGAACUGCAUUUACUGGUCGGAAUGAGGUUGUUGAAAUGUCAACGUCCUUCUUUCUGUAGGGCGAGUCAAACAAUAACCCCUCCUAAACUUUUAAAUAAUUAAAAGAGAAGCAAAUUGAAUGUGAUUAAAUUGGCACAGUUUCCAUAAGCAACAAUACAUUCCAGCAGUAUUAUGUUACUGUACAGUUCGAUUCAACUGGAGUACAGAAUGAAAAGAUUGUGAUGGAAAAAACAUUAUGAUGGUAUCGUCAUUAGGGCUCAGCUGUCACAUGUGUGAUGAUUCCAGUCAGAUUUCUGUGUGUGUGUGAGAGCAUUAUCAAAGUUUUCCAGUUUAUUAAUUUUACAGAACUAAUUUACAUUGCUGCCAUUUGGCAUCGUAAAACUGCACCUUGACUGUUUUUGACCACAUUAAACAGUAGGUAGAAAUAUGUUUUUGUGAUAGUGUAAAAGCAGAAUUUGUUAUUUGUAUAACAUAAUUUCACUUUAAGCAGAAGUACAAGCAUCACGGUGCAUGUUAAAAUUCAAACUGGUUUACGUUUAUUUUAUUCUUCAGUGUUUUUAGGAUUAGUUUUAAGUAACCUCACGCAUUUUCAGCAUUAUAACUUUUCCCAUUUUAUGUGCUCAACAUUUUUGUGUUUACUUCCCUGAUCCAGUGAAUCACUGUUGUUCUGCCUGCCUGUAAGCAAUUCAGAUCAUAUCCAGAAUAUUAUGCACUUACAUCUCUAAAGCAGUGUUGCAUUCAGUGAAGAUUGCGCCAUGUGAAAGAUUUCACUGCCAACAUGUCUGUACUGCCAUUAUGGACCAUUCAGGGUUGGGACCAAACAUUUGAUACAAAAGGUUUCACAUUGUAACUACAAGCUGCCAACAUACAGCGUGAAUAACUGCACAGCUAGGGCUGGGAGAUAGGGUUGAAAUCAUGCAUGCAAAAGUGAUGCAUGCAACAUCAUUUACACAAUAAUUAAAGUGAUGUUUAAUAAACUCUAGUACAUGUGACUAAACUUGUAAUAUGUGUAAACCAAAAGCUUAAAUAACAAAUUUAGUUUUUAAACAUUUAUAUUGUCAGCAGAUAUUUCUGGGAUGAUCUCAUUAUGUGAUAAUAUCUGUAUAGUUAAUAAAUGAUAAUAUUGAAUUAUCACCCAGCCCUAACCUCAGUACACUGUGUAUUAGUUGAAAAACAGAGAGUUCCUUCACUCAUUCCUGUCUCAAACUGUGUGAUAACUGUACUAAAUCUGUUUUAUAUGAGCAUGACUGACAGCAGAAUUGAAAGCUCUUAUCUCCUAAUGGGUUUUGUUCUCCAAAUGUUACUUGGAACCGAGAUAAUUUGAGUUACAAAUUGAUUUUGUGUUAUGCUUUUACCUUUUACCCUCUCUGUGCCAAACUUCAACCCUUGUUAUAAAAUGGGUCCCUUUGUUUUUAUUAUUGCACAGUGAAGAUUGUGAUGGUUUUAGACCUUCUGUUGACUGCUCGUCUCCAGACUAUUUAUUUUUCAGCCUUCUGUCCGUUUGGGGUUGUCCUUGGCUUCACAUGCUGUACCGACUGUAACACUCCAUGCUUUGUAAAAGUGUUACUUACUGGAAUACAUAUCAACAUUUCCUCACCUCA
Morone saxatilis (striped sea-bass) is the source of this 3447-nucleotide messenger RNA. RefSeq names its product membrane bound O-acyltransferase domain containing 7 (gene mboat7). The transcript has 8 exons. The record is from RefSeq and is a predicted model, not a curated record. Gene Ontology annotation, biological process: phosphatidylinositol biosynthetic process; lipid modification. Gene Ontology annotation, cellular component: membrane; mitochondria-associated endoplasmic reticulum membrane contact site. The coding region runs from base 1 to 1428 and encodes 475 amino acids. NCBI's taxonomy places the organism in Eukaryota, Metazoa, Chordata, Actinopteri, Moronidae. Gene Ontology annotation, molecular function: lysophospholipid acyltransferase activity.